Messenger RNA from Microbotryum saponariae, 3352 nucleotides. The record is from the annotation of a GenBank genome assembly. NCBI's taxonomy places the organism in Eukaryota, Fungi, Basidiomycota, Microbotryomycetes, Microbotryales, Microbotryaceae.
AUGUUUGUCGACACAAAACUCCUCGCCUUGUUCGCGACGGCGUGCUCGGCACUCGCCUCGGGCGCAUCAGCCAAGUCGGGCGACUCCAACUCGCCAAGGAUUAUUCCUGGUCGCUACAUCAUUGCCGUCAGUAGCUCAAGUGGUAGUCUGAGCAAGCGUGCUUCUGGUGUGGUGAGUCUUCGGCAUCUCCUAACCCCGAGGGGUUAAAGCUCCUGUGCGCGAGCCCCUGACCUCCACCUCCGGUCGCCUCCGCGCUUCGCGACUUGAGGCGGCUCUCGGGGCGCUUUUAUUUUCGAAAGCUGACAUGGCCCUCUCCUCCUCAGGCCAUCUCGAGUGUCAUCAGCAAGAUCGGCAGCACUGGUAUUGAUGUCGAGACCAAGAAACUCUACCAAUCCCCCGGCGUGCUCACCGGAGCGAGCAUCGUCGUGCCCGAGAACACCACCACCGCCGACCUUCUCGCAAUCCCGGGUGUCACGGUGAGUUCAAUUCCAUAUUUUGUCGGCUAAGAAGACAGCGUGUUGCAUAUACUACUAGACCAGUGCUGAUUCGCCUCGAUCGCCCCGGUCUUGAUCAUGUGCAGCACGCCUGGCCCGUGCGAGUCGUUCCGAACCCGAGCCGCCUCCAGACCUCGCCGAAUCACGCCGAUUCGUAUUCGAGUCAGCUCGUCCGACGCGAUCUCCUUCAACGACGUGCCGAUGACCUUAAGGAUGAUCAAUUCCCGCCUCACCAAAUGACCGGUGUCGACAAGAUGCAUGCUGAGGGCCUCUACGGUGCCGGCAUCAGGGUCGCCAUCAUCGACACCGGCGUUGACUACAAGAACCCCAUCCUUGGUGGUUGCUUCGGCAAAGGCUGCAAGGUCGGGUUCGGACACUCGUUCAUCGGCGACACUGGAAAGCCCUUCGACGGCCCCGACCCGUACACGAACUGCUCCGAACACGGCACGCACGGUAUGUGAAUCUCCUCGCUCUAAUGAUGACUGCGCAGCGGCUCCUAAGCUGACGAGCGUCACUAAUAUCCCUCUCGUCACAGUCGCUGGUAUCAUCGGCGCGAACCCGAACCAAUACGGUUUUACCGGUGUCUCUCCCAAGGCGACGCUCGGCAUGUACCGUGUCUUCCCCUGUACCGGCUCGACCUCAGACGACAUCAUCGCAGAAGCCAUGCUCCGUGCUCCCGAUGACAACGCCAACAUUGUCAGCAUGAGUCUCGGUGGCUCCGGUAGUUGGGUCGACGGCUCUGCGACGCAGUACAUCGCCGACAGGCUCGCUGCCAAAGGCAUCCACGUUGUUGUCGCUGCGGGCAACGACCAAGACGAGGGUCUCUUCUUUGCCUCUUCUCCCGCCUCGAGUCGCACCGGCAUGAGCAUCGCCUCGGUCGACGUGACCGUUGUCCCAGCGUACAACAUGAUCUUCAAGACUGGCGGAUACCCUGCCAUGAGCGCCUUCAGUGCCAAGCCGCUCGGACUCGACACUGCUUUGCCGAUCUACUUUACGACGACGGACAUGAGCGUCACCAACGAUGCCUGCCUCCCUUUGCCCAAGUCUACGCCCAAUCUUCGCAACUUUGUCGUCGCCAUGCAACGAGGAAGCUGCUCCCCUAAUACGAAGCUUUUGAACGCAGCGGCCGCCGGAGCCCGAUACGUCAUCAUUUACGGCGCCAACGGUCUCGAGGGUCGACCUUACUUCACCACGGAGGGGACCGGUCUCCUCGGCGCUGCUGGUCUCAGCCAUGCCGAUGGUGUCAAGUUGCUCAAGUACUACCUCGCACAAAAGAAGGACGGUCUCAAGGUCACCUUCCCCAGCAAGAGCAAGCAGCUCCGCGUCGAGCAGACCCUUUCUGGUGGCCAGGUCAGCGACUUCUCUCAGUUCGGCCCCACGAAUGACAUGUACGGCCAACCCAGCUUCGGAGCUCCCGGUGGCAACGUGCUCUCGACCUUCCCCUUGACGUGGGGUGGUGUCGGCGUCAUUAGUGGUACCUCGAUGGCCACGCCGUUCGCCGCUGGUUCCGUCGCCCUCAUCCUCUCAGCCCGCAAGUCGGACAAGUUCACACCCAUCGAGAUGCGCCAACUGCUUUCCUCGACGGCCGACGCGAUCCCAGUUACGCGCAAGACCAAAGGCCCGUUGACGUCGACGGUUCUCCAAGGUGGUGGCUUGGUCCAGAUCGACCGAGCUGUGGCAGCGAAAUCCUUCUUUGGUCCCAAUGAGCUCUACCUCAACGACACUGCCCACUUCGCGUCCAUGCAGACGGUGACUAUCACGAACAAGAACUCGAAGGCGGUCACGUACCGCUACUCGGACACCGGUGCCCAGCCGCGAUUGACCUACGACAAGAGCGGUGCGUUCAAUCCUUCGCUCACCCCUGGCGCCUUGUCGAGGGGUGCAUCAGUGACGUUCAGACCCGGUCGAGUCACGAUCCAAGCCGGCAAGUCAUCGACGUUCCAGAUCAAGUUCCAACCGCCGCAGUUCUCUGCUGGUCAACGCGCGCUCUUCCCCGUCUACAGCGGAUACAUCAUGAUCACGGCCGACAACAAGGAGUCGUUCCAGAUCCCCUACUUUGGUCUCGCUGGCAACAUGCGCGAUCAGAAGAUCCUUGACCAGACGGACAUGUAUGCGAGCCAAUACCAGUCCGGCCUCAAGUACCCGUUCGUUGGCACCCCUGACCUCAAGGUCCAGACGAGCGCGAGUGCUGUCAAGACCUACUCAACCAGAGCUGGCCCCACCAUCGUAUUCCGUCUUUCGCGUGAGUUCUCUGGUCUGACACCUACAGGGCCUAUACUGUACAGCUACUGACGCCGAUGACUUUGCUCUCUGCACUACAGAGGCGACUCGAGCCUACAACAUCGACCUUGUGUUCGCCAACACGACGUUUAAGCCAACCAUCUCCCCUGGCAACAACGCCAACCUCAAGCAGCGUCGCUCUGUUGAUGAGUUCGAUCUCGGAUCCCUCGAGACGGAUGCGCUCACCGGGUCUGCGCUUGAGAGUCGCAAGGACAGCCAGUCGUAUGCCUCGGUCUCGACCAUCGGCUUCAUCGCUGGCUCGACCAACGUCCCUCGCGAUCUUGCCGUCAGCAACACCGGUGCCUUGUCCUUCACCGACAACCAGAUCACUUUCAACAGUCGAUACCAGACCACGGCUACUAGCGGACGCACCGCGACGGCUAAGAGCAAGACCCCUUACCGCUUCCUUCUUCGGUCAGUGCUUAAGCCCCGGAUGCAAUCUUCCUGUCAUCUUAUCGUCUCGCUAAAUCGUUUCAACUCUAUUCUGCGAAUCUUGCAGUGCGGUGAGGACGACUGCCGACCCUGCCGACGAGGCCAGUUGGGAAAGUUGGUUGAGCCCUCCGUUCCAGUUCGAAUAA